UGGCUCUGCGCUGCUGCCAUAUUGACGCUAGCGAGCUAACAAUCACACAACUUGAAGUCAGCUGGAUACUCGCACCUUGCUAUUCCGGAGUGACUAGAAACCACCAAAUCAAGAAACACAGAGAGACGGAAGAUCGUUGUACCAUAGAGAGAGACCAAAAUGGUGCUGUUGGCAGCGGCGGUGUGCACCAAGGCCGGGAAGGCCAUUGUAUCGCGGCAGUUUGUGGAAAUGACCCGGACACGAAUUGAGGGUCUUCUGGCUGCAUUCCCUAAACUGAUGAACACGGGCAAGCAACACACGUUUGUGGAAACAGAUAGUGUUCGCUAUGUGUACCAGCCACUGGAGAAACUCUACAUGGUCCUCAUCACCACCAAGAACAGCAACAUCCUGGAGGACUUGGAGACACUCAGACUCUUCUCCCGUGUGAUACCAGAAUACUGUCGUGUCCUGGAGGAGAGCGAAAUAUCAGAGCACUGUUUCGACCUGAUCUUUGCCUUCGAUGAGAUUGUGGCACUAGGCUACAGAGAGAACGUCAACCUGGCUCAGAUUCGCACCUUCACAGAGAUGGACUCCCAUGAGGAGAAGGUCUUCCGUGCUGUCAGAGAGACCCAGGAACGAGAGGCCAAAGCAGAGAUGAGGAGGAAGGCCAAGGAGCUGCAGCAGGCUAGGAGGGACGCUGAGCGCUCUGGAAAGAAGGUGCCAGCUUUCGGCGGCUUCGGCAGCGCCGGCAUGACUAGCGUCUCCUCAGGGUCCAUCAUCACAGACACCAUUGUCGAGCCUGAGAAACCCAAGAUCACAGCAGCUCCAGUCAGACCAAGCGGACCGAGUAAGGCUCUGAAACUGGGUGCUAAAGGGAAAGAAGUGGACAACUUUGUUGACAAGCUCAAGUCCGAGGGUGAAACCAUCAUGCCCACCUCAGGAAAGAGGGGCUCAGAUGUAUCUAAAGCUCUACCACCACCAGUCAACGUGGAGAGUGUACAUCUGCGUGUGGAGGAGAAAAUCUCGCUGACUUGCGGACGUGACGGCGGCUUACAGAACAUGGAGGUGCUGGGCAUGGUCACGCUCCGAGUCACAGAUGAUAAAAAUGGUCGCAUCCGCCUCAUUAUCAACAAUAAUGACAACAAAGGAUUGCAGCUGCAAACACAUCCCAAUGUGGACAAGAAGUUGUUCACAGCUGAAUCAGUGAUUGGCCUGAAGAACCCAGAAAAGUCCUUCCCUCUCAACAACGAUGUUGGCGUGCUGAAGUGGAGACUACAGACCACAGACGAGGCCCUCAUACCUCUAACCAUAAACUGCUGGCCUUCAGAGAGUGGUACUGGCUGUGAUGUCAACAUCGAAUACGAGCUGCAGGAGGACAGCCUCGAGCUCAACGACGUGGUCAUCAGCAUCCCUGUACCGUCUGGUGUGGGAGCUCCUGUGAUCGGUGAUCUGGAUGGGGAAUACAAACAUGACAGCAGGCGAAACAUCCUAGAGUGGUGCCUACCUGUCAUCGAUGCCAACAACAAGACGGGCAGCCUGGAGUUCACCAUCGCUGGACAGCCCAAUGACUUCUUCCCUAUCAAUGUGUCCUUUGUGUCCAAGCGCAACUACUGCGACAUCCAGGUUACCAAAGCGACUCACGUAGACGGCGACAGCUCCGUUAGAUUCUCUUCAGAAACCUCCUUUGUUGUCGACAAAUAUGAAAUCCUGUAAAAAAAACACAAAACAAAAAAAAUAUUCAAAGAAACCGACAAAAUCAAAAAAAUCACAGACAAAAAAAGUCCAAAUCUAUGCUACAGAGAAAGAUUGAAGAUUUCUUGCCUGCCCACCCUGUAUACUAUUUCAGAGACUGUGUACAUCGACAGGACUACGUCAGCCCUCUGGCAAAGCCUCUUCCUGUGGUGGAGCAGAGCAGCAGUGGUGGUGUAUUUAUAUGUUUGUAUGAGAGAGGAUCAUCUAUAUAUAGAGUUAAUUGAACAGGAAACACACACACAAAAAGAAAACUACACUGAUGCUGUUGGGUUGGCCAAGCAGAACUGUAAAGUGGACUUCAGACUAAGUAGAGGAUGACCGUGGAGGUGCAGGGGAGGCCGGCGGCCGUCUCCUCGUCAGUCUAUCAGUAAAAACCAGGAGGUAGAGAGGGAGAACAGGAUCCUGAGGCCACUGAAUCAGUCUCCACUAGAAUGAGCGCUGGUAGUUUAGCGUCCCCUGGGCAUCUACAUCCUCCACACCCUUUCUUCUUCAGCCACAUUGCAAUGGUUCAUCAAUAAUGGGGUUUCCUUCUUUCUUUCUUUUCAGAUUUUCUUACCCAUAAUAAUAAUAAUUACUACAGAAUUGUAGCUCUCAAUCAUUAUAAGCCUCUUUAAACUUAUUGUGAUUUGCUCUAUUGAUAUCUCACUUCAAAUGAUUGUUUCUGUUUUUUCUUGUGAAGAAUUUUUUCGUAGAGGUAACACUUCGCUUAAAAAAACAAAAAAAAAGCAAAAAUGUGGCUCUGUGCUCAGUAUAUUGUCUGUACUGUCUGCGGUUAUCAUCAGCAAGAUUCUGUUCUUUUUUUAAAACUAUUUUUUACUGUUUAAUUUGUCAUUGUUUACCACUAAUCUGGAUAUUAAAAAAAUUGAGUGAGCAGGACUUUGUGAGGAAACGUUACCUUUCCCUGUUAAUCCAUCUGACCAUUGCAUCUGUUGAAUCUUUAUUGUAACACCAUUGCAGCCACUCCUCACGCCAUGUUUCACUCUGGUCCUUUUUUAAUCCAGUGAUCAGCCCUCAGAGAAUAAAAAGUACUUUGAACGCAGCCCAGAAACAACAUCCAAGCCCCUUAAUCUAACAUCACACAAGAUGUUUUAGAUUUGAGAUUGAAGUUGAUGGGUGUUGGCAUGAUGGUGGAACUCCACAUACGCACACACGCACACACACACACAGGGAUCAGAGACUGCCGGCCCAAUAUUCGACCCCUCCCCUCACAUCCUCGGUCAGCAGAGACUACCGGAGCCCUCUCGGUAAACUCUGCUGCCCUUGUUCAUCCACCUCGUCAUCCUUUACUGACAUUCUCAUUAUACAUAUUCAAGAUAUAACAUUUUGUCUUUUCAUGUUCUUGUUUUUUUUUUUUUUUGCUUUUCUUUCAUUUGUACUCCCCAAAUUUCAAUUUAGCAAUGGUUGUGUGGAUGUGGGGUUGAAAAUGACUAGAUUGAACAUUUUUAACUAAAUUACUGAAGGGGAAUCUUAACAUUCCAGUGUACAAUUAGAAAAAAAGAAUCUUUAAUGGAAUAAAAUGUAUUAUUGAAAAUCUAA
This is a messenger RNA of Centropristis striata (black sea bass), 3267 nucleotides long. RefSeq names its product archain 1b (gene arcn1b). Gene Ontology annotation, cellular component: cytosol; COPI vesicle coat. The transcript has 10 exons. The record is from RefSeq and is a predicted model, not a curated record. NCBI's taxonomy places the organism in Eukaryota, Metazoa, Chordata, Actinopteri, Perciformes, Serranidae. The coding region runs from base 160 to 1692 and encodes 510 amino acids. Gene Ontology annotation, biological process: retrograde vesicle-mediated transport, Golgi to endoplasmic reticulum; Golgi localization; endoplasmic reticulum to Golgi vesicle-mediated transport.